AUGCUUUCUCUCAAAACCCUCCUGCUUGUUUCUGUCUCUUGCCUGGCGCAAUUGGCAGCGGCUCAUCCCCUAGACAAUGGUGGCCUGGAACCAAGGCAGCAAAAAAUUUGCUCACCAAACGGUCACACGGAUGGCGAUCUGACAAACCCCAACAGUCUAUGCACCUUGUGCAACAGCGGCUGCCAACGUGUUGCCGGACAACCAGCGUGUUGUUCUUAG
Messenger RNA from Pyricularia oryzae 70-15, 219 nucleotides. RefSeq lists its product as uncharacterized. The transcript is spliced from 2 exons. NCBI's taxonomy places the organism in Eukaryota, Fungi, Ascomycota, Sordariomycetes, Magnaporthales, Pyriculariaceae. The record is from RefSeq and is a predicted model, not a curated record. The coding region runs from base 1 to 219 and encodes 72 amino acids.